Tachysurus fulvidraco (yellow catfish) is the source of this 5903-nucleotide messenger RNA. RefSeq names its product ADAM metallopeptidase with thrombospondin type 1 motif, 6 (gene adamts6). The record is from RefSeq and is a predicted model, not a curated record. Gene Ontology annotation, molecular function: metalloendopeptidase activity. Gene Ontology annotation, biological process: proteolysis; extracellular matrix organization. NCBI's taxonomy places the organism in Eukaryota, Metazoa, Chordata, Actinopteri, Siluriformes, Bagridae. Bases 562 to 3924 code for a protein of 1120 amino acids. The transcript has 25 exons. Gene Ontology annotation, cellular component: extracellular matrix.
GAAAGUGCGCGCGCGCUCCGGAAUCGGCUUCUGAGCACAUCUGCAAUGACGUCAUGUCGAACCUCCCAGUGCCGCGCGCGCGCGCGUCGUGCUCGGGAUCUCUGGAGUCACUGCUGCUGCACGCGCCGCUCCGCUCCGCACCGGUGUGUGCGCGUGACACGAGUCUCGGAACAUCAGACACAAACAAACAAAAACAACAAAGGAGCAAAAACAAAAAGAAGAAAAGUUGGAGGAAACUGAGAAGGAGCAUGAACCCUGUGCACGCAGGCAAAUGGACAGAUUCAAAGGAGAACCUCCUGCUGUAGAUCUGCGGCUCUGGACGUACUUGAAGUAAUUUGGCCUCGCUCAUGGCUGGCACACGUUCCGAGGCACAUGCAAGUCAGACCUGGAGGCUUCUAUUAUCCAAAGACGUUUAAGGAAAUCUUUGUGGACUGAAGUUUGAGAGCAUCAGAGAUGAUUGUUAGAUCAGAUCUGUUAUGGUGCUGGACUGACUGAUCUGUUCGAAUCCCUUGUGUAGCUCCUCCCCCAAAACCCUUCCCCAUGUCAGACCUUCUCUAAAUUAUGGAAAUUUUGUGGAAGACGCUGACUUGGAUACUGAGCCUGCUUUUGGCUGCUGCUGAUCCUCAGAGCCUUUCUUAUAGUUCUCAAGAGGAGUUUCUGUCCCACCUGGAGGACUACCAGCUGACGGUCCCGGUUCGGCUGAACGAUAAGGGCGAGUUUAUGAGUUACACUGUGAAGCAGCAUCGACCCGGACGCAGGAGACGAUCACUGGAUCAAACCGGGCCGGACGCCGCAGAGCCCACACUCUUUUAUCGCCUAUCGGCUUAUGGCAAGCACUUUCACCUGAACCUGACAAUCAACCCCAACCUGGUGUCCAAACAUUUCACUGUAGAGUACUGGGGCAGGGAGGGGCAGGAGUGGCGCCACGCUGUGGUGGACGAUUGCCAUUAUGUUGGAUUUCUACUGGAUCAGUACGACACAACAGGAGUGGCGCUGAGCAACUGCAACGGCCUGCACGGCGUCAUCACCACAGAAGAAGAGCAGUACAUAAUUGAGCCCCUGCAGGACAUUUCCUCCACAAACUCCAGCCAGAAGGUCCGAGUCUCCGGUGAAGGCCAGCCGCAUGUUAUUUAUAAAAAAUCCUCCGUCCCGUUGCGGCAGGAGCAAAGCGAGGAGCUCAGCUGUGGUGUUUCAGACCUCACGAUAAAGCAGACGCCAUGUUGGAAGGCUAGCCACGCCCCUGUAACUCCGCCCUCCAGGCAGAGUAACCACAGCGCAGGCGGUCCUCGGCGUCAGAGACGCUCCAUCAGCUCUGAGCGCUUCGUGGAGACCCUGGUAGUGGCAGAUAAGAUGAUGGUGGGCUACCACGGCCGCAAGGACAUUGAGCACUACAUACUGUCUGUCAUGAAUAUUGUUGCCAAACUUUACCAUGAUGCCAGUCUAGGAAAUGUUGUGAACAUUAUUGUGACCAGACUGAUUGUUCUGACGGAGGACCAGCCCAAUCUGGAAAUUAACCACCAUGCAGAUAAAUCUCUGGACAGUUUCUGUAAGUGGCAGAAAUCACUGUUGUCUCAUCAGGGGGACGGAAACAGCAUCCCAGAGAACGGCAUCGCUCACCAUGACAACGCUGUUCUCAUCACCAGGUAUGACAUCUGCACCUACAAGAACAAGCCAUGUGGAACUCUCGGUUUAGCCUCAGUAGCUGGAAUGUGUGAACCAGAGCGGAGCUGCAGUAUUAACGAAGACAUCGGACUCGGAUCCGCUUUCACCAUCGCACAUGAGAUCGGACACAACUUCGGCAUGAACCACGACGGGAUCGGGAACUCCUGUGGGACGAAGGGGCACGAGACGGCCAAGCUGAUGGCUGCGCACAUUACAGCCAACACCAACCCCUUCUCCUGGUCCACCUGCAGCAAGGACUACAUCACCAGCUUCCUGGACUCAGGUCGGGGAACGUGUCUGGACAAUGAGCCGCUGAAGCGGGACUUCCUGUACCCCACCGUGGCCCCGGGGCAGGUGUACGACGCCGAUGAGCAGUGUCGUUUUCAGUAUGGCGCCUCCUCCAGACAGUGCAAAUACGGGGAAGUGUGUAGAGAGCUCUGGUGCCUUAGCAAAAGUAACCGCUGUGUCACUAACAGUAUUCCAGCCGCAGAGGGAACGCUGUGUCAAACCGGCAGCAUUGAGAAAGGGUGGUGUUAUCAGGGCGAGUGUGUGGUGUUUGGGACGUGGCCACUCAGUGUGGAUGGAGGCUGGGGGCCAUGGACACAGUGGGGCGAAUGCAGCCGGACAUGCGGUGGUGGAGUUUCUUCGUCCAUGCGUCACUGUGACAGUCCAGCGCCGUCUGGAGGAGGGAAGUACUGUCUUGGGGAGAGGAAGCGCUACAGAUCCUGCAGCACCGAUCCGUGUCCAGUCGGCUCACAGGACUUCCGGGAGAAGCAAUGUUCUGACUUCGACAGCAUGUCGUUCAGAGGGAAAUAUUACACCUGGAAGCCGUACACAGGAGGUGGUGUGAAACCCUGUGCACUUAACUGCCUGGCUGAGGGCUAUAACUUCUACACAGAACGUUCUCCUGCAGUCAUCGAUGGAACUCGCUGCCACGCCGAUUCUCUGGACAUUUGCAUAAACGGAGAGUGUAAGCAUGUCGGCUGUGACAACAUCCUGGGCUCGGAUGCCAGAGAAGACAUAUGCCGUGUGUGUGGAGGAGACGGCAGCACGUGUGAGACCAUUAAAGGGCUGUUCAAUGACUCCCUACCCAGAGGAGGAUAUAUGGAAGUUGUCCAGAUUCCUAAAGGUUCUGUCCACAUCGGGGUCCAGGAGGUGGCCAUGUCCAAGAACUACAUCGCUCUAAAGUCAGAGGGAAACGAUUAUUACAUCAACGGCGCAUGGACCAUCGACUGGCCUCGCAAAUUUGACAUCGCAGGAACCGCGUUUCACUACAAGAGACCGACGGAUGAGGUGGAGUCUCUGGAGGCCCUCGGGGCCACCACGGAGAACCUGAUCAUUAUGGUGCUGCUGCAGGAACAGAACCCAGGAAUCAGUUACAAGUUUAAUGUCCCGAUCCAGCGCACAGGCAGUGGGGACAACGAGGUGGGCUUCAGCUGGAACCACCUGCCAUGGUCAGAGUGCUCAGCCACCUGUGCAGGAGGUUCACAGAAACAGGAGGUGGUUUGCAGAAGGAUGGACGACAACUCGGUGGUACAGAAUAGCUACUGUGAUCCUGAUGGAAAACCGCCGGAGAACCAGAGGCCCUGUAACACAGAACCCUGUCCACCUGAGUGGUUUAUUGGCGACUGGUCUGACUGCAGUAAGUUGUGUGAUGGAGGCACGAGGACACGGAUGGUGCUCUGCGUCCAAAAACUCGGCCCUGCAGAUGAAGAGAACCUGGAGGACCUUCACUGCCUCACGCAUCGACCAAUCGAGCGUGAGAGCUGCAACAACCAAUCAUGUCCUCCACAGUGGGUUCCUCUUGAUUGGUCUGAGUGCACUCCAAAGUGUGGGCAUGGCUUUAAACACCGCAUCGUGUUGUGUAAGAGCAGUGAUCUGACUAAAACAUUCCCAGCAGCGCUGUGUUCAGAGCUCAUCAAACCUCCGGUGAGGAUACGCUGCAGUCUGGGUCGCUGCCCUCCUCCACGCUGGAUCCCUGGAGAGUGGGGACAGUGUUCAGCACAGUGUGGUUUGGGACAGCAGAUGCGGAUGGUACAGUGUUUGUCCUACACUGGACAGCCUUCUAACGACUGCCCAGAGACGCUGCGUCCCAACAAGAUCCAGCCAUGUGAGAGUAAAUGUGAUGCCACGCCCAUCACCAAUGCUGAUGAGUGUAAAGACGUUAAUAAAGUGGCGUACUGCCCACUGGUGCUGAAGUUCAAAUUCUGCAGCCGUGCCUACUUUAGACAGAUGUGCUGCAAAACCUGCCAAGGACACUGAUGAUCCUGCAGAGAGACGAGAGAGACAAAGACCAACCACUUGGGCUGGGGGACAAUGCUGCUUCCUCUCUCUCUCUCUCUCUCUCUCUCUCUCUCUCUCACACACACACACACACACACACACACACACACACACACACACACACACACACACACACACACACACCUGCUUUGUCAGCCCUGUGGAACCCAAACCACUGAUCAGCAACAUGCUGACGCUUUUUAUUUAUAUUUUCACUUCUGUGAAGUGGGAACUUAUUAAUAUUGUCAUAACUGUUAUUUUAUUAUAAUAAUAAUAAUUAUUAUUAUUAUUGGUGUUAUUAUUAAUGUCAUUGAUGUUAUUGCUCUGUCUGAAUCCAAAGUGCUGGACACCUCAUAUACAGACCCUAACAAGUUACUCCGCUUUAUUUCUGGCUCUUUUGUGGCAGUGAAUUUUCCUGAUCAUCUGUUUAAGACUUAAAGUGAAACACAAGUGGACAAAAUAAAAGAAACAACUGUAACGUGACUUAAAGUGUCAUCUGAUAAAAGGGCGGAGCUUGUGGGCGGUGCUGGUGUCUCAGUGCUAACACUAACCUUAUCCUGCUAGUGUGCUGUCUGUGAACAAUGUUAGCUUGUAGGCUAUUUAAGCAUGUUAGCUCCUGCUAAUCAGUUUAGUGGUUUAUUAAACCUCCAGAAGUUCUGGGGUUAAAGUUCAUCAUGAUGAUCUCAGACACAAGUGGAUCAGGACUCGUCUUUCAUGUUAGUAAAGAGUUUUAGGGAUGUAAAGUCCUGACACAGAGGUUCUUCUGUACGAAUCUGAUCAUCAUGAACCUGAACUAAUUGAUUCGUCUCCUGUUCACGUGGCGUUUCUCUUAUUUUGUCCACGUCCUGUAGUUCAGCUGGACCUCCAUGGUUCCUCUGCAGACAGACGUUACAGAUUACCCGACACCUGACUACACAUGGCCCUGCUCAUGCUAAUGAUGUUCCUCACGCUCAGCUUGGUUUAAACAUGUGUUUGGAUACGGCCUCCUCACUCCUCCACACACCUCCUCACUCCUCCUCACUCCUCCACACACUUUUCCUACACCUCCACACGCCUCCACAAGCUUCUUCCACACCUCCUUUCUGUUUUUUUUUUAAAGAGUGUUCUCAUGACAUUGACAUAGCAGGAAAACUACAGAAGCCGUCAGAGCGCCACCCGCUGCCUGGUGGAGAGGACGGAGGAUAAAGUUUGGCUGGAGGAGAUCUGCUGCUGUGUGUGUCCUUCACCACAGUGUUUAGGAAGAACAUGCCAAGCUCCAACAUCCACUCAGAAUGGGACUACCUCCUCCAUCCCUCACUACAUCUCUCACUACAUCUCUCACUACAUCCCUCCUUCCCUCAUUGUAAACACUCUUCACAGAACCCUCCUUGCUCUCUGGUGCUUUGUUCCUUCAUCGCUUCUUCAACCUUCUCAUGAGGAAGCCUUGAUCCUUUCACUCCUUUGGUGCUAACAGGAGCUUUGUGACUCACCAAACUGUAAAACAAUUCUGGGUGUUUUUUUUCAUACAGUCGAUGUUUGUAUGUUUUACCUCACACUAUAUUGCUGAUCGUGUUGUUUAAGCCCCGCCCAUUCCACGUGCUCUCAGAACGUACGUUUUUUAUCAAACCGUGCUAACUUUUUUGCUGCUGCUACUCUGUUGUAGCCACUGAUACAACAUCAGAACAGUUUUAACUCGAGUGAACAGCCGGAAAACUAAAUCCUGAGGCUUGAAUUAAAUCUUUACUGGCUUGAAUCAUGGAGGCCCCGAAAUCCCAGGACAAACACGAACAUGGUCUCAGUCAUCGCUGUGAACGUUGUGUCUCUGAAUGUCACAUCACUUACCUUGUAAUUAUAGAAGUGAGCGUUUGUUCUUUAUUUUAUUUUCAUUUCCAAUGACAAAUUGCUUGUAUUUUAUAUUCAGUGUUAAAUGUUGGUACACUGUUGCUAAUUUUGUUAUUGUAAAUUAUAUGCUAAUUUAU